CGGCAGCGGCAGUGGCGGCGGCGUGUCCCUGAGAGUAGCGUGGGGGCGGGGAGGAGAGGCGGCGGCGGCGGCGGCGUAGGAGCUACGCCACACGGGGCCGGGGAGCUGGGAGCUGGAUUGCAGAGCGGGGUCGUGGCGGCGGCGGUGAGAAGAGGGAGGCGGAGGAGGGGGAGCCAUGGCGGGGCAGCAGUUCCAGUACGAUGACAGCGGGAACACCUUCUUCUACUUCCUCACCUCCUUCGUGGGGCUCAUCGUGAUUCCGGCCACAUACUACCUCUGGCCCCGAGAUCAGAAUGCCGAGCAAAAUCGAUUAAAGAAUAUCAGAAAAGUAUAUGGAAGAUGUAUGUGGUACCGUUUGCGGUUAUUAAAACCCCAGCCAAAUAUUAUUCCUACAGUAAAGAAAAUUGUUCUUCUAGCAGGCUGGGCAUUGUUCUUAUUCCUUGCAUACAAAGUUUCCAAAACAGACCGAGAAUAUCAAGAAUACAAUCCUUAUGAAGUAUUAAAUUUAGAUCCCGGGGCAACUGUAGCAGAGAUUAAGAAACAGUAUCGUUUGCUAUCUCUUAAAUAUCAUCCAGAUAAAGGAGGUGAUGAAGUUAUGUUCAUGAGAAUAGCAAAAGCUUAUGCAGCUUUAACUGAUGAAGAAUCCCGCAAAAAUUGGGAAGAGUUUGGAAAUCCAGAUGGGCCUCAAGCCACAAGCUUUGGAAUUGCCCUCCCAGCUUGGAUCGUUGACCAGAAAAAUUCAAUAUUGGUUUUACUUGUAUAUGGCUUGGCAUUCAUGGUUAUCCUUCCAGUUGUUGUGGGCUCUUGGUGGUAUCGCUCAAUACGCUAUAGUGGAGACCAGAUUCUAAUACGCACAACACAGAUUUAUACCUACUUUGUUUAUAAAACUCGAAAUAUGGAUAUGAAACGUCUUAUCAUGGUUUUGGCUGGAGCCUCUGAAUUUGAUCCUCAGUAUAAUAAAGAUGCCACAAGCAGACCAACAGAUAAUAUUUUAAUACCUCAGCUCAUCAGAGAAAUUGGCAGCAUUAAUUUAAAGAAGAAUGAGCCUCCACUUACUUGUCCUUAUAGCCUGAAGGCCAGAGUUCUUUUACUAUCUCAUCUUGCUAGAAUGAAAAUUCCUGAGACCCUUGAAGAAGAUCAGCAAUUUAUGCUGAAAAAAUGCCCUGCCCUGCUUCAAGAAAUGGUUAAUGUAAUCUGCCAACUAAUAAUAAUGGCCAGGAGCCGUGAAGAAAGGGAGUUUCGUGCUCCAACUUUGGCAUCCCUUGAAAACUGCAUGAAGCUUUCCCAGAUGGCUGUUCAAGGCCUUCAGCAGUUUAAAUCUCCCCUUCUGCAGCUCCCCCACAUUGAAGAAGACAAUCUUAGGAGAGUUUCUAAUCAUAAAAAGUUCAAAAUUAAAACUAUCCAGGAUUUGGUGAGUUUAAAAGAAUCAGAUCGCCACAAUCUGUUGCACUUCCUUGAAGAUGAAAAAUAUGAGGAGGUUAUGGCUGUUCUUGGGAGUUUCCCGUAUGUGACUAUGGACAUAAAGUCACAGGUAUUGGAUGAUGAAGAUAGCAACAACAUCACAGUAGGAUCCUUAGUUACAGUUUUGGUUAAAUUGACAAGGCAAACAAUGGCAGAAGUAUUUGAAAAGGAGCAGUCCAUCUGUGCUGCAGAGGAACAGCCAGCAGAAGAUGGGCAGGGUGAUAUUAACAAGAACAAGACAAAAGGAGGAUGGCAACAGAAGAGUAAAGGACCCAAGAAAACUGCUAAAUCAAAAAAAAAGAAACCUUUGAAAAAAAAGCCUACACCUGUGCCCUUAUCUCAACCAAAGCAGCAGAAACAAAAACAGGCUAAUGGAGUCGCUGGGAGUGAAGCUGCAGUAAAGGAAGAUGAAGAAGAAGUUUCUGACAAAGGCAGUGACUCUGAGGAAGAAGAAACCAAUAGAGACUCUCAGAGUGAAAAAGAAGAUGGUAGUGACAGAGACUCUGAUAGGGAGCAAGAUGAAAAACAAAACAAGGAUGAUGAAGCAGAGUGGCAAGAAUUACAACAAAGUAUUCAGCGAAAGGAGAGAGCACUACUGGAAACCAAAUCAAAGAUAACACAUCCUGUCUAUAGUCUUUACUUUCCUGAGGAAAAGCAAGAAUGGUGGUGGCUUUAUAUUGCGGAUAGGAAGGAACAGACAUUAAUAUCUAUGCCAUAUCAUGUGUGUACACUAAAAGAUACAGAAGAGGUAGAACUGAAGUUUCCUGCACCAGGCAAGCCUGGAAAUUAUCAAUAUACGGUGUUUCUAAGAUCAGACUCCUAUAUGGGUUUGGAUCAGAUUAAACCACUGAAGUUGGAAGUUCAUGAGGCUAAGCCUGUGCCAGAAAAUCACCCACAGUGGGAUACAGCAAUAGAGGGGGAUGAAGACCAGGAAGACAGUGAGGGCUUUGAAGACAGCUUUGAGGAAGAGGAAGAAGAGGAGGAAGAUGAUGACUAAGCAGUAAACGCAUGGACCACAAUAUGUGCACAUCUUUGCAAGUUUUUGCUGUUUUAGAAGUGUAUAAUAAACCAAAAGCAGUGCAGAACUGAUGUUGAGGGAAGUGUUACUAGAAAUGGGCGUGUUACCAAGGCAGUGGUGGUGCCUUGGUACAGUCUGAAAAAUGCUUAAGGUUUGUGAAAGCCUUUCAGGUAUGGGAUGGUGCAUUUAUUUCAUCCGCAAAUGAUAAUAAACCCUUUGUUACAACUGUCCAGAAGUGUGGGCUAUGUAUUAUCUAUCAUCUAUGGUCCCAGUAAAAGUAAAGGUACAUGAAAAACAAUCUAUAAAUGAGUGACCUUUCUUUGUUUAGCUUUAGUUUUAACAAACAUUAAAGUGUGUAUGAUAAACACCACAAAUGUUUUAAGUAACAUCUGCUCAAGUUUUAAUGUCUUUAUAAGCUCUAUUAUUCAUUUACUGAUAUUUUGCAGUGAUAUAAGACUAUUUAUAAUAGCUCCAUUCAUAGCUUUAAACAUUUUAUUUUUGCCUAUCUUGGUCAUAAGUUGGCAUUCUGUCACAUUCCACAUAAUCUAGAGGGCUACAUUUUGGGAUUUUUCCUUUUCUUAAUUGCCCAGAGUUACCAGAUAGAUUAUAAAAAUGGCUUUUAAUGGCUUAAAACAUUUUUAAGCCUCUAUUUUAGCAGAUCAAUGCAGGAUCUAAUUCUUUUUAUAAGCUAUAGACCUAAAAAUGAUUGUGGGACCAUACGUUCUCUGAUGUUGGUGACUUAUGUUACUAAACCUUUUUAAAAAGGUCACUAUAAAAGCUGAAAUACAUUCUUAGCUUUUAAUCUACCUGACUCUAUCAGAAGCCUUUUAAGGUAAAAUAUAACAUGCAAAGGAGGCAUUUUUUUGUAUUCAUUUUGGACUCCUGUCAAUAAAAUAGAAGUUUGACUCAUUUUAUGUUUGUAAUGGUGUGUGUCUUUUUACUCCCAGAAAGGGAUAAUAGGAGAACUCAUUCUUUUAUUUUUCAACUAAAAAUUUAGUAAUACUGUCCAUGACUGCUAAAGUGACUGCUGUUUCUGUGUACUAUAGAAAAACUUGUGAUUGGGGGGAACUUCCCCCUCACACUCUCCCACAGUACAGCCUGCAAGGAUCAUGCUUACAAAGAGUAGAAAUGUGUACAUGAUGAAGUAUUGAGGUAAAAUGAAUAUUUUUGUUACUAAACACGGAGGAAACAUAAGUUUAUAUUAUAGUACUGAUGGUAAUAAUCCUCCCGUAUCAAAAUCUCCAUAGAUCCAAGUGCUGUCAGAAUACUAAUUUGUGGCCUAAACUUGAAAGGUGGCCACUUCCCAUGCAGAACUACCACUGGUAUUUUGUUACUGCAGUAGUUGGAAAUAAAAUUUGAAACUUAACCAAAGCAUGAAUUCUUUUUUUUUUUUUUGGUUCUAAAUUUGGGAUGUAGUAUUUCCUAUAAUAUGGUCAAAGCAGAUUUUUUCUCUGGAGCCUUCAUUGUUUUUGUUUUAAAAGUGUUAGUGAGACCCUUCCUUGGCAAGCAGGAGUGCCACUGAUUCGUUUGUGAGGAUUUGUUUCAUUUUUUAAGUAGAGGGUAGGUUUAAUUUUCAAGUCAGGUUUUGCUGGGAAGCUGCUGGUCACCUAAGUGAGAUGGAAGGGAGUGGGCCAGCCAGUAGCAUCCAGGGAAAGGAGAGGUUAGAGAAAACUCAGGUGGUGUGAAGGCAAGGGAAAUGAGCAAAUGAAACAAAGUGUAGUGUGUGCAGUUCUGAUUUUCUUGAAAGAUACUUUUCAAGAAAAGUACUUAUUCUAGUGGCUGUUUUGUCUUAUAAAAGAGGUUUUACAAGUUAUUCAAACUACUGGCUUCUUUCUCAAGACUAGAGGAUUUCACAACCUAGUAAUUCACCACAAUGCUUAAAAAUAAAAAUAGCAUCACCUCAUUAGGAAAUCCUACUGGUCUGUGUUGCUUUGCCAUUUGUGUGAUAUAUAUGUACUUGGCAACCAACAACACAUUUUCCUCUAAUGAGUGCUUUAAGUAAGCUCUUUCCAUAUUGCCAUAGUGAAAUGACUGAACUUUCAUUUUAUCAUUCUCUUCUCUCCAGCAAGUCUCUGAACUCUGCAUCCCCUCUUUACUUCUCUUGAGAUGUAAUAACUAAUUUACCCUUGUGUGUAUUUAAUCAAAUGAAACUUUCUUUAAGUGUAGUUUCAAUUUGGUCCCAUCAAGAAACACUGACAUUUUGUCAACAGAAUAGAUGAAAACCAUCAGUGUAUGUAUGUAAAGUGAAAGUGGUUUUUUAUGAAAUUAAGCCAUUGUGUAGUAUUUUUAUCUUUUUGAAUUGGUGAGGUACCUAUUAAAAGGUACUCCUCCAGAGGAGACCAUCAGUGAAAGUCUUUCAGUUAUAAAUUUUUGUUGCACAACUUGUUUGAAGCCCUAUGUGCAUAUCUCAGUCUCAAAGUCAGGUGUUUAUAGCCUUUAAAAAUUAAAAAAAAAUUUUUUUGUGAAUUUUUUUUAAAUUAAGGAGUACAUGGAAUAAGGUUUUCUGUGUAAAACAUAACUGUGUUCUCUACCCCAGCUUGCACUGCGUGCUGGAGAAGGAUGAGCCUGUCUGGCUGCAGGAUCCCCUGCGAGAGGGGAAGCUCAAGUCCUAGGUAGAAGCAGAGCAGGCGGACACCAACCGGCUGAUGUGGGAAAGGGGAGCAAGGGUGUGGAGGAAUGUGAAGGGGCUCUGAGCAUGUAAUUCUUGACCACAACAUUUAUCCAGUCAUUUGCUUCAGCCAAGCAAAGACAGAUGCUGGAGUGGUCCUUAGCAACAAUUGUAAUUUCAAACGUAAUUCCAUGUCGCACAUAUUUUUCGAGGAGUUGUUCAUUGUUCACCACCUGUUUACUGAAUUUCAGUGUUUCCAGGUCUGUAAUCAGACACCGGGGCUAUUAAAAGAAUUUAUCUUCUUAUGGCUCACAGGUGUUAAGUCAGGCAAAUGUAUAGCAAUCUAUUUUAAUCCAUUUGCAUUCUAAUGGCCAUUGUUUGGAAUGCAUUUUUUUUUGUUUUUCCAUUGUAGGCAGAGGAGGGUUUUUUAUUUUUAGGUGCUAGCUGUUUGUUGGUUUUGAAUGUUUCCUUAAAGCAUUUCCUCCUCAAAUAUUAAACUUCAUAGAAUCCCCAGUUUAAUCUGCCCUAUGAUAACUGAGACAGCUAUCAGUGAACUGUAAUGUGACAUUUUACCAGCUGCGCAGUGAUUAGUCCAAUCAUGUCUUAAAAAGUUAGCAUCAAGCAUCUUAACAUUUAAACUUGAUGCUCAGGCUAUUUUGCAAAACUUAAAAAAGCUGUGAUCUUGUACAUUUUUCUGUAACUAGCUAAAAAUUCAAAUCUAGCAAUCAUUGGCAUGCUUUAGGGCUGUGGUUUUAGGUGGGGAUGUGUACCUCCCAGGAGUAUGCAGUAAUCAGUCUAUUGGGAAAAUGUUAAAGUGGUUGUUUGUAUUUAAUCUCAACCUUUUAAAUUUCUAUUUUUGUGUGUUUUAUAAUGUACAUAAUAUAUUGUACAAUUGUACACUUCUAUAAUUUAUAAAUAAAUACAUUUAUUGGCGUAUUAGA
Messenger RNA from Cervus elaphus (red deer), 6028 nucleotides. It is a transcript of the gene SEC63, whose product is annotated as SEC63 homolog, protein translocation regulator. The transcript is spliced from 21 exons. Lineage: Eukaryota; Metazoa; Chordata; Mammalia; Artiodactyla; Cervidae. Gene Ontology annotation, biological process: post-translational protein targeting to endoplasmic reticulum membrane; SRP-dependent cotranslational protein targeting to membrane. Gene Ontology annotation, cellular component: Sec62/Sec63 complex. The record is from RefSeq and is a predicted model, not a curated record. Bases 176 to 2458 code for a protein of 760 amino acids. Gene Ontology annotation, molecular function: transmembrane protein transporter activity; RNA binding.